GGCGCCCGCGCGAGGCCGGGGGAAAGGGCGAAUGAGUUGAACUGGUGUCGUUGAAGUGCGAGGGUUGCAGUCAUGUCUUACAACUAUGUAGUGACAGCGCAAAAACCGACGGCGGUGAAUGCUUGUGUUACUGGUCACUUCACAUCAGCAGAUGAUCUCAAUCUGCUGAUUGCCAAGAACACCAGGUUGGAGAUUUAUGUGGUUACACCGGAGGGUUUGCGUCCCGUCAAGGAAGUGGGCAUGUAUGGCAAGAUUGCUGUAAUGGAGCUCUUCCGACCAAAGGGAGAAGGCAAGGACUUGCUUUUCAUUCUGACUGCAAAAUAUAAUGCCUGUAUUCUGGAGUACAAACAGAAUGGGGAAAACAUCGAUAUCAUCACACGAGCUCAUGGAAAUGUACAGGAUCGUAUAGGCCGUCCCUCUGAGACUGGAAUCAUAGGCAUUGUGGACCCUGAGUGUCGCAUGAUAGGUCUCAGGCUGUAUGACGGGCUCUUUAAAGUGAUUCCAUUGGAUAGAGACAACAAAGAGCUAAAGGCAUUCAAUAUCCGGCUGGAAGAACUUCAUGUAAUUGAUGUGAAAUUCUUGUAUGGCUGUCAGGUCCCAACAAUUUGUUUUGUCUAUCAGGAUCCCCAGGGCCGUCACGUGAAGACCUAUGAAGUGUCCUUACGAGAGAAAGAAUUUAACAAGGGACCCUGGAAACAAGAAAAUGUUGAGGCUGAGGCAUCAAUGGUUAUUGCAGUUCCAGAACCAUUUGGAGGAGCACUAAUCAUAGGCCAAGAGUCCAUUACAUACCAUAAUGGUGAUAAGUAUCUCGCAAUUGCCCCACCAGCUAUCAAGCAAAGCACCAUUGUUUGCCACAACCGUGUGGAUCCCAAUGGCUCCCGUUAUCUUCUGGGAGAUAUGGAAGGUCGUCUGUUUAUGCUGUUACUGGAGAGGGAAGAACAGAUGGAUGGAAACAUUACUGUCAGAGACCUCCGUGUUGAACUGUUGGGAGAGACAUCCAUUGCAGAAUGUUUGACAUAUUUGGAUAAUGGAGUUGUAUUUGUUGGAUCUCGUCUUGGAGACUCUCAACUUGUCAAGCUAAAUGUGGACAGCAAUGAGCAAGGGUCCUAUGUUGCUGGCAUGGAAACUUUCACCAAUUUAGGUCCUAUUGUGGAUAUGUGUGUAGUUGAUCUGGAAAGACAAGGACAGGGCCAGCUGGUUACUUGUUCAGGAGCAUUUAAGGAAGGUUCUCUAAGAAUAAUUCGGAAUGGAAUUGGGAUCCAUGAGCACGCUAGUAUUGAUCUUCCUGGUAUUAAAGGUCUGUGGCCAUUGCGUUCUGAUUCCACUCGUGACACUGAUGAUAUGUUGGUCCUUUCAUUUGUUGGACAGACUCGUGUGUUGAUGCUUAAUGGGGAGGAGGUAGAAGAGACUGAAAUGCCAGGCUUUGUUGAUGACCAACAGACCUUCUAUUGUGGAAAUGUGGCUCAUCAGCAGCUCAUUCAGAUAACAUCUGGUUCGGUGCGACUGGUCAGCCAAGAACCGAAAUCGCUGGUUAGUGAGUGGAAAGAACCAAACGGAAAGAAUAUCAGUGUUGCGUCCUGUAAUAACAGUCAGGUUGUGGUAGCAGUAGGCCGUGUAUUGUUUUACCUGGAGAUUCACCCGAAAGAGCUCAAACAAAUCAGCUUUAUAGAGAUGGAGCAUGAGGUUGCUUGCCUGGACAUCACUCCGUUGGCUGAGAGUAGUAGUAUGUCACCCCUCUGCUCUGUUGGGCUUUGGACAGAUAUUUCAGCUCGGAUCCUCAAGCUACCAUCAUUCGAAACCCUGCAUAAAGAAAUGCUUGGUGGAGAGAUAAUUCCACGUUCCAUUUUGAUGACAACAUUUGAAGGCAGUCAUUACUUGCUGUGCGCUUUGGGUGAUGGUGCUCUCUUUUACUUUGGACUUGAAAUAGAAACAGGUUUGCUGAGUGACCGUAAAAAAGUUACACUGGGGACCCAACCAACAGUCUUAAGAACCUUCAGAUCUUUGUCCACCACGAAUGUGUUUGCUUGUUCAGACCGCCCCACUGUCAUUUACAGCAGCAAUCACAAGCUUGUUUUCUCGAAUGUUAAUCUCAAGGAAGUAAACUACAUGUGUCCUCUUAACUCUGAGGGAUACCCUGAUAGCUUGGCCUUGGCCAAUAACAGCACUUUAACCAUAGGAACUAUUGAUGAAAUUCAGAAACUACAUAUCCGAACAGUACCCCUGAAUGAAUCUCCAAAAAGAAUCUGUUACCAAGAGGCAUCACAGUGCUUUGGUCUGGUCAGCAGCAGAAUAGAAGUGUUGGACCCCAGUGGAGGUACCACUGUCUUGAGACCAAGUGCUAGCACUCAGGCCCUUUCUACCAGUGUUAGCUCCAGUAAACUUUUCCCAAGUAGUACUUCACAGCAUGAGAGCUCAUUUGGGGAUGAAGUGGAGGUUCACAAUCUACUAAUCAUAGAUCAACAUACAUUUGAAGUUCUUCAUGCUCAUCAAUUCCUUCAGAAUGAGUAUGCACUGAGUAUUGUAUCCUGCAAGUUGGGCAAAGAUCCCAAUACUUACUUCAUUGUAGGUACAGCAAUGGUAUAUCCUGAAGAAGCAGAACCAAAACAAGGACGUAUUAUAGUAUUCCAGUACUCCGAUGGUAAGCUUCAGACAGUAGCGGAGAAAGAAGUAAAAGGUGCAGUGUAUUCAAUGGUGGAGUUCAAUGGCAAAUUGCUAGCAAGCAUCAAUAGCACGGUGCGACUAUAUGAAUGGACUGCUGAAAAAGAGCUACGUACAGAGUGCAAUCACUACAAUAAUAUCAUGGCCCUCUAUCUGAAGACAAAGGGAGACUUUAUCUUGGUGGGAGACUUGAUGCGUUCGGUGCUGCUUCUCGCCUAUAAACCGAUGGAAGGGAAUUUUGAAGAGAUUGCCCGAGACUUCAACCCUAAUUGGAUGAGUGCUGUUGAAAUAUUGGAUGAUGAUAAUUUCCUGGGUGCCGAAAACUCUUUCAACUUAUUUGUGUGUCAGAAAGACAGUGCGGCUACAACAGAUGAAGAAAGGCAACACCUCCAAGAAGUGGGGUUGUUUCAUCUUGGCGAGUUUGUCAAUGUGUUCUGUCAUGGAUCUCUGGUAAUGCAGAAUCUUGGCGAGACUUCCACACCUACACUGGGCUCGGUAUUGUUUGGUACAGUCAACGGCAUGAUUGGUUUGGUUACCUCAUUGUCUGAGAGCUGGUACAACUUCCUUUUAGAAGUUCAAAAUCGACUGAAUAAAGUUAUCAAAAGUGUGGGCAAGAUUGAACAUUCAUUCUGGAGAUCGUUUCAUUCGGAGAGAAAAACUGAACCUGCUGCAGGUUUCAUAGACGGAGACCUUAUCGAGAGUUUCUUAGAUCUGAGUCGCCCUAAAAUGCAGGAGGUGGCUGCAGGCUUACAGAUUGAUGAUGGAAGUGGAAUGAAGAGAGAAGCAACAGUCGAUGAUCUGAUAAAAAUUGUUGAAGAGUUGACCAGGAUACAUUAGUUGAGUGUUGUGAAUGCAACAGUGGUAUUGCUGGUAUUAUUGGAGGGUUGCAGUGAAUCCUUUAUAAACAAUAAAACAGUUACAGAGCAUCCAUGAAAAGAGCCAAUGAUGCCUGGUAUGCAAAGCCUCUUCACUCGCAGCUAUGUUUCAUCACUAUAUUUUGAGCUGUUGAGUUAGGACACUUUGUUUAUGUGGAAGGGAAUUCUGGGAACGAUGACAAAAAUGACAUUUUCCUUCUAGUGUCUGGUUUUAAAAAUGGCCAAAUAUUAAAUGUAAAAUUGUCUAAUUAAAAUAUAGUAAUAAUUCUCCAACUGUCAUCCCAUUUAACAGGAUGAAUGUAAUGUGUUCUACUUUUUGGAGUAACGGAGUAGGCAGAAAUGACAAGUAAUGAUGUGGGAUUGUUGGGCAUUAAGUCGAAGGCUUUUCAACUUUAACCCUUAACUAAAUGCUCACAGUGCAAAUAAAUUUGUGUUAACAGUCUGCUCUGCUCCUGGUGACUUCUUUUAAACUUUGUGAUGAAAAAUGUAAAAAAAGUUUCUGUGGGGAAAUCUUGCAGUUUAAUGUAGAAAGAAAUGGCAUAUUAAGUUUAGCAGUCUGAGUUUUCAUUUCUUGGACUUGAGUUUGAAUUCAUUUCGCAGUGUAUGUUCUUGCUCUAGGCUGCAAAUUUCAGACUAGGUAUUGAAUUUGAGGAGGUCUGGCCAGUGUUUACUGCUGUUCUUGUUAAAUUGUGGGCUGCUUCAUACUGUGAAUGCAUAAUCAUUUAAGGUGACAGUCUCAUUGAGAUGACUGACAUGAGAAAUUAAAAAUACAGUGCAGUGAAAGGUAUUGUUCUGGCCUUAAGGCAUGGGUUUGGGACACUAUAGUCUAACUUUUAAUUGAACCUGUACUGUAUGUAGUAAGAAGUUAUUUGCACACAGUGCUGUAGUUGGCCUGUUCUACUGUACAUGUACCCAGCACUCUAAUAUUGGCAUGUCAUUUUUUGUGCUUUGAUGCUGAGCAUGUGGGGAUUUGAGACAGCUGUUGGGGGAAAAAGUGUUAGCACUCCUGGGGUUAUCAAAGACCUAUUUGUGAUAUUUCUGAACACUACUGAGUGUCAAAGUAUUUCAUAGAGAAUUGCAGUGAAUGCAAGAGCUACCAUAUAUGCCUUAAUAUGACAGCAUAAUCAUAGGCCUCAAAAUAAUGGCCCCCACCCAAAACUUGGACACUAGUGGUGUGCAAUUUCCAAUGAAUAUUUGAAAAUAGGUUUUGUCAACUUUUUACAUACAUUUAUAUAAAAUUAAUUAUGCAUUGUAGUACUGCUAGGUGAGGGAUAACUUUUGCAUUGCUUUGAUGAAAUUCAGUGUAAAAACGUUAUUUUGAGCCAUGUCAUUCCUUGAAAGUAUUGGAGUUCAGAGAUUUGUUGCUACAGUUCAAUUUCAGAAUUUAUAUCUGUACAGUUGACUUGUAUCAUCUGUUUUGCAUGUAGUUGUUUUAAAGUCAAAAGAAAACAACUUCAUGCUCCAAACCGGAAAGGAAAAUAAUAAUGCUGGAGAUGUACACAGAAAUUUCAGUAUCUUGGGGAAGAAAAAUUAAUUAACACCAGUGGAAUUGUCUUUUAGGCCAUACUCUGGUACUUUUAAUUUUGCUGAUCUCCCUUUAUCCAAGAGGACUGUUUUUAGGGUGUAGUAUAUUUCCAAACGUUGUAGAAUGCCAAGUUAAAAUAUACCCCUUUCCCCAAUGAACAGAAACAUUGGGUUUAGCGUGACAGCACUGACCAGGGCAUAUCAUUUCAUGUGGGUUGAUAUUUUUGUUACUAUAGAACAUCAUUCAACAGGGAGAUGAUCUGAUGGUUGCUUUUAUUUGCAGCUGUUUCUCAGGCUUACCGUGAACUGGGCCUCAUCUCUUGAAAGUGAAUCACUGUGAAGAUAGUAUGUGGGCAGUGGUAUAGAGUUAUGUACCUAUUUACUUUAGUUUAUAGGUAGAGUCCCCUUCUUAUUACUUGGAAGAAAAUUUUGAGUCUCUCCAUUGUGGCUGUUGAAAAAGAAGUGUCCUUUUGUAGGCUGACCAUAAAACUGCUUUAUAAAUAAUGAACAGAUGUGCAAAGUGCUUGAACAUUUUAAUGAAUAUUUGUUACUUUCUUCAAUAAAUUUCAGUUUAAAAGUGUAUAAA
Stegostoma tigrinum is the source of this 5643-nucleotide messenger RNA. RefSeq names its product damage-specific DNA binding protein 1 (gene ddb1). Gene Ontology annotation, biological process: DNA repair; proteasome-mediated ubiquitin-dependent protein catabolic process. The record is from RefSeq and is a predicted model, not a curated record. The coding region runs from base 73 to 3495 and encodes 1140 amino acids. Gene Ontology annotation, cellular component: nucleus; site of double-strand break. NCBI's taxonomy places the organism in Eukaryota, Metazoa, Chordata, Chondrichthyes, Orectolobiformes, Stegostomatidae. The transcript is spliced from 27 exons. Gene Ontology annotation, molecular function: protein binding; nucleic acid binding.